AUGUUUACCCUUCUCUUUGUUGCAUUCGUUCCAUUUCUGGUGGCUUCUACUGCUCCACCUACUACCUUUGAUCUGUCCGCUGAUAACCCAGUUUCCUACAUUCUUGGCCAGCAAGAAGACAGUGCUCUUCAGGAAUUGAUGAAUCGCAGGACCGACGGUCGCUGUGGCCCUGGCAUUGGCAAGUGUCCUGAUGGCUACUGCUGCUCCACUGCAGAUCGAUUUGGUCAUUGUGAUGCACAUCAGUCCCCCGGAGGGCCACCAACAGAUACCAUUCCUCGUCCCAAGUUGGGGGAGGUACCGUAUGGUCCGCAGACUAUUCGCUCUUGCACUAUCCCGGGAACUAUCGCAUUGACGUACGAUGAUGGCCCGCACCAGUACACUAGCGAUCUCCUCGAUAUCCUUGACAAACAUCACGCGAAGGCAACCUUCUUCAUCACAGGUAACAAUAAUGGUAAAGGAGAAAUAGACACAGGCGAGCAGUGGAUAUCGCUGGUUCAACGCAUGCACAGCCAGGGUCAUCAGAUUGCAAGCCACACCUGGUCUCAUCAGGAUCUAAGCAAGAUAACCGAGGACCAGCGCCGUGUUCAAAUCCUGUGGAAUGAAGUAGCCCUUCGUAAUAUUUUGGGCGGCUUCCCAACUUAUAUGCGUCCUCCGUACUCGAGUUGCACUCCUGAAUCCGGCUGUCUGAACGAUAUAGGAGUGCUGGGAUACCAUAUCAUUUUGUACGACAUUGACACCGAAGACUAUCGCCAUGAUAGUCCAGAUAUGAUCCAGGUUUCCAAAGAUAUCUUCGACAAAAAUUUGGCUCGGGGGAAGGCGUCUGAUAGCUCGUGGCUAGUCAUUACUCACGAUAUUCACGAACAAACAGUCCACAACCUCACAGAGCACAUGUUGGAGAAGCUUUCAAAGGAUGGCUAUCGCGCAGUGACUGUUGGCGAGUGCUUGGGCGACCCUGAAGAGUUCUGGUAUCGCAACGAUGACAGAGUUGAGAGCCACCUGCGCCUCAGAAUGCCUUCCAAUAGCUCUGGGGCCAAAAUUGUUUCUCGUGAUGGUGUUUGUGGCAGUGGCAUUUCCUGCACUGGGUCCAGCUUUGGGCCUUGCUGUAGCAAGAACAACCGCUGCGGCAAUUCCACUGCGCAUUGCGGCGAUGGCUGUCAACCUGAUUCGGGCAUGUGUUCUGGUUCUUCUAAGUCAGACAAUUCACAACAUAGUGGCCAGCAUAUACUUUCUGGUACGGGAAAAACCGCUUUGAAGUCGGGGGUUACUCGUUCGACUCCCAAGGACCUGUAUGCCGCAGGCUUGAUACUUGUGUCGUUGCUGAUAUUUCUGGCAUGA
Aspergillus tanneri is the source of this 1335-nucleotide messenger RNA. RefSeq names its product chitin deacetylase CDA6. NCBI's taxonomy places the organism in Eukaryota, Fungi, Ascomycota, Eurotiomycetes, Eurotiales, Aspergillaceae. Gene Ontology annotation, biological process: carbohydrate metabolic process. The coding region runs from base 1 to 1335 and encodes 444 amino acids. The record is from RefSeq and is a predicted model, not a curated record. The transcript has 2 exons. Gene Ontology annotation, molecular function: hydrolase activity, acting on carbon-nitrogen (but not peptide) bonds; chitin binding.